Messenger RNA from Pseudomassariella vexata, 852 nucleotides. RefSeq lists its product as uncharacterized. The record is from RefSeq and is a predicted model, not a curated record. The transcript has a single exon. NCBI's taxonomy places the organism in Eukaryota, Fungi, Ascomycota, Sordariomycetes, Amphisphaeriales, Pseudomassariaceae. The coding region runs from base 93 to 602 and encodes 169 amino acids.
CAUACCGUCGGGAUCUGCGCCUGUCGAGGCUGUCGUGUGUCAUUUGUACAGCGCGUUGCAGCAUGUUGUGACUAGGUCUCGCGUCUCUCCUGAUGGAAUUUGAACAUGGUGAGAACGCCAAACGCUGCGCACGUCUCCAGCAACGGCGGGGUGGUUGCACUCGCGUGUCGUUAGACUUAUCAGCGGGGUUGACGGAUUGUUCCCAGCCGCCGUCGUCCACCAUUGCGCGCUUAUCCUCGAACAGGCAGCAUGCCAAGUCCUUGCCACUAAGGCAUGUCCAUCCCGGAUGCCGCGCGCUUCCAUUAUCCAAUUCGAGUCGAAGCCGCUGCUCGAGGAGCUUCUUAAGCGCGGGUGGCACGUCAACACGCAAAGCGGCAGUGCAUUUAAUGGGAGCAUUUGCUAGACUACCUCGUGUGCGGGCGGUAUGGUCGAGCAUGUACCAUAGUAGGCCCAACGAGGGACGGCUGAGGACGUUGCUGAAUACCUCCCGGAACCGGAUGUAUUCAUUGUCACAUGUGGGGAGAAAUUUCUAUGCUAGAGCUAGAGAUUCCUUGCAUUCGGCAAUCGAGUUGCUAAUGACUGCGGAGUGGCUGGGUGUGUAGGCGUUGUUGUUGGCGGUCCAGACGAGUUGUGGCGAUGAUGGACAUGGUCUUAUUCUACAUCCAUCGCAUGUAGGCUUUGCUGAUUUGUGUGAUCUACGUGAUUUGACGACAUGGCGACUAGGAUACCCUCAUGUGGUAUUAUUAUUGCCGUGGCCUUUAACAUAUAAGUUCUGCCACUGUUUCAUGUCGUCACCUGAAUGCCUGGUUUGCCGUCCUUAUUCGUCCACGUGUGAUCCCAAGCCUAGCAUGA